UCGUUCCUUUCUUUGAUACAGCAUCUCACAAUUCCCUCACCAGGAACUUUUUGAGUUUCCGACGCAAAAUUCAUAUCUGCACUUCGAAAAAUUCAAUAUAGCAAUUGAACAUAUUCACUUACAGGUAUUUUAUCCCUCCGAACAACAUCAGAUUCCUCUCUCUGCUGUUUCAUCUUAUCUCAUCUUCACCGAUUUUUGCUGCUCACUGAUACAAAAAUGUCAGCAGUGGUCUCCUCCUUCGUCGUCGGUCCCAAAAGCUUACACACUUCUGAUCUAUCAAGUAAAGGAACACAAUCUAUUAGAACAAAAACUUUUACGUGCAGAAAAUGCAUAUUAAAGCGAGCAAUUAAAGUAUCAUGUGCUCACAAUGGUGAACAAGAAAGAAGACAUGUGGUCAAAAUGUGUGGCAUCACAUCAGCCAGAGACGCGGCUUGGGCGGCAGAAGCUGGUGCAGACUAUAUAGGCAUGAUUAUAUGGCCUAACUCAAAGCGUUCUGUUUCACUCACGGUAGCAAAGGAGAUUUCUAAAGUUGCUAGGAGAUAUGGAGCAAAUCCUGUUGGGGUGUUUGUAGAUGACGAUGCUCAUACCAUACUUAAAGCGUCUGAUGCUGCAGGCCUUGAAUUGGUUCAGCUUCAUGGGAAUGGUUCACGAGUUGCUCUUCCAAUUCUGGUGAAGGAAAAGAAUGUAAUAUAUGUUCUUCACGUGAAUGGGGAUGGAGAACUUUUGAACUCGAUUUCUGAUGAAGAGUCACCAUUGGUUGAUUGGGUUCUAGUUGAUAGUGCCAGAGGUGGCAGCGGUAAGGGAUUUAACUGGGGAGUAUUUAAGAUACCUCCUAUCAGAAGUAAACAUGGAUGGCUUUUGGCCGGAGGGAUUUACCCGGGAAAUGUAUGUGAAGCUCUCUCUACGCUUAGCCCACAUGGAGUUGAUGUCAGCAGCGGAAUUUGUGCUCCUGAUGGCAUUCAAAAGGAUAAGUUACAGAUAACUUCCUUCAUGAAUGCAGUUAAUUCUCUUUCAAUUGUUAGUUGAUAUUAGUGCUAAUCUUGGAUAUAAAUUCUGGAUAAGAGUACAAAAUUUUCUAAACAUCUGCGUGUUAAAGAACUUCAUAGUUUGAUUUGAGUAAAUAGUUUGAGUAACACCAAGGCUAUGUUUGGUGCAACUAGUUGGUGCAACUAAGGGUUAUUGUCCGAAUCAGAGACUAUUGUAUGGAGCUGAACAUUGAAGUGCUGAAUCUAAAUUACCAAUUGAAUGGAGUAGACUCCUUUGGAAAAAAGAGUUGAAUGAUGACGGAAAGGUAUAAAAUUACAUUAACGGACAUACUUCCUCG
Molecule: messenger RNA, 1324 nt
Organism: Cuscuta epithymum
Lineage: Eukaryota; Viridiplantae; Streptophyta; Magnoliopsida; Solanales; Convolvulaceae
Source: the annotation of a GenBank genome assembly